GUCUUGUUCUGCUAAAAUUGGCCCCAACCCUCCAUUCUGCACAAUCUUAGUGAAAGACCCCUGUACAUGUCAGAAUAUAAUCCUACAGCCUGGGCUCUCAGCCCCCUCUCUUAAAGGGUAAGCCACAGAGAGUACAUUCUUCUCAUCACUCUUUUAUCCCAUCGCUUGGCCACAUGUUGUUCCCCUGACCCUCUUUCUCUCCUUCCACGGCCCCAGCCAUGGAUGCCUCAAUGUCCAUCAACGUGACGCCGGUCGUCUCUGUUGCCCUUGUCGUUGUAUCAACCAUUUUUCCGGUCUUGUCUCUAUUGUCGAUUAUUCUCCGGUUUCAAGCUCGCCGAAUAGGACACUUGAAGCUUGCAGCCGAUGACUGGUGGAUCUUGGCAGGAUGGCUCCCUACUUUUGGGUUGAGCAUUACUAUUUGGAUUUUUGGCAGCAUCACUGGUAUUACCAAAUACAAAGUCAAUCUAGCAACGGGGAUUCAGAGAUCGUUCCAAUGCCUUUUCAUCUGUAGUGCCGUCCUCCAAGUAUGCCUAUCUGCGGUCAAGAUUUCGAUUUUGCUAUUCUACAAGCGAACCUUUUCGGUCCCUAAAUUUCAGAUUGCUGCAUACAUUGCCAUCGCCAUUGUUGGUUGUUGGGGGAUCACCUUCUUCUUCCUGAUGCUUCUAGAAGGCGAUCCGAUCAGCAGGGCAUGGACUGGGAAGGGACACUUCAGAUUCGAUCAAGUCGCAAUGGAGUUCGCUCAAUCUGCCACCAGUAUCGCAUUGAAUGUCGCCGUCUUGCUGCUUCCCCUCCCCAUGCUUUGGUUCCUACCCAUGUCUCCCCAUAGAGUGUGGGAUCUCAUUCUCGUCUAUGUGUUAGGUGCACUUUGCUGCGCUGCUGCUAUUGUUCGAUUAGUUCUGCUCCAUGCUUCCAUAGCCAAAGAGGCUACCGACCUGUCCGUAGUCCACAUCCACUCCAACCAGCUUGUUUUCAUGAUCAUCGAAACCAACUGUUCUAUCAUUGCCGCCUGUCUCCCAUGCUAUGGCGCCCUUCUCAGAGGUGGGCAAUCACUCGCAUCGAUCGUCCGAUCCUUUUUUGCGAUCCACGGCCGGGCCCGCUCCCAGACCGAUUCCAGUUUUACAAGCCUCCGUAGCGGCAAACACUACCCCAUCCACGGCAUCAGGGAUUUGUACGCCGAUACAGGCUCUCAGGUUGAACUCACGGGGCCUAGGGAUCGUUGGUCGCGAACGACCACACAGGUCACCAUCAAGGUCAGCGGUAACCCGCGCCAGAACGACGAGUGUCUCUCACCAGGGAUCGUGGUCCACACUGAGCUUGAUAUAUCCACCAAAGGGACCGACGUUUAAAAAGAGUCUUGACGGUGUGGUUUCACAUUGGUUACCUGGCUGUCAUGUCAUGCUUUAGGAAAGUAGUGAAAUUAGCGUUCUUAAAUUUGUAAUAUGGUGCUCACUCGUUGAAAUAAAUGGGAGGCUUGCU
This is a messenger RNA of Aspergillus pseudonomiae, 1476 nucleotides long. RefSeq lists its product as uncharacterized. Bases 219 to 1346 code for a protein of 375 amino acids. Lineage: Eukaryota; Fungi; Ascomycota; Eurotiomycetes; Eurotiales; Aspergillaceae. The transcript is spliced from 5 exons. The record is from RefSeq and is a predicted model, not a curated record.